AUGUCAUCAACAUUUUCAGUGGAUAUUUCCUAUGAGGAACUGAAGGCCCUUGUGGGAAAGAGCCCGAAUCUCAUUCUGAUUGAUGUUCGCAGUGAAGAGGAGGUGGCAAAAGGACAUAUUCCAGGAUGCACCAAUAUCCCACUUGAUACAGUGGAGACUGCUUUUGCAAUGAAUCCAGAUGAAUUCAAGGCCAAGUAUGGCAUAAAGAAGCCACAGCUGGAUGCACCAGAGCUGGUGUUUUCCUGCCAGACGGGCAGGCGAUCAGGACUGGCCAUCGGCAAGGUCCAACAGCUGGGAUAUGUGACCGCAUGCAAUUAUACUGGUGGAUACAGCGAGUGGUCUAAGAAAGAAGGAAAGUGAUUCACGCUAAAGGAGAGUUUCAUAUGUCUUCAUCCAAUCAGCAACUGUGAAAUUUAGAUGUUUUAAUCUUCUGGUGAUUUUUU
Molecule: messenger RNA, 443 nt
Organism: Pelmatolapia mariae (spotted tilapia)
Lineage: Eukaryota; Metazoa; Chordata; Actinopteri; Cichliformes; Cichlidae
Product: thiosulfate:glutathione sulfurtransferase-like
Exons: 4
Coding region: 1-360 (119 amino acids)
Source: RefSeq, a predicted model, not a curated record